UGACAGUUUUAAAGAAUUGCCGUUGAGUAGUUUUGUCAUUUAAAAAAUAAAGUAUGAAAGGAAGUCUACAACGUCGCAAACCGAGUUAUGUGAUUGCCGACUUGCACCGUCGAAAUAGGAAAGACUUGAUAAACAAGUAAAAUAAUUCCGAUACAAUCUUGACUCAUUACUUGAUUUUUCCUAUCAUACCUAUACCAUUUACUUACAUUAAGUCGCUUUCACAGCACUGCCUCGCGCUCUGCGACGCCCAAUCGCUAUUGCCCCCUAUCCUCCUAGAGAUCAUCAGGCAAUUGGCACUUUCUGAUCUCCUCCUCCACCCCUUGUCGCCAACCUUUCACAGGAAGUCCACGCCGUUGCUUCGUUUGCGUUAUAUUAUAUCUUGCGUUUUCCCGAUAGUAGUGUUGAAGACAGCAGAAACUUUAAAUUGAUGUCAAUAAAUUUUACUUGACAUCUAUUAUUUGGGAUAUCAUUUUAUUUUAUGCGACAAAUGUUUAUAUUUUUAGCUUUGCAGCUCAUAUUUACAUGGAUAUAUUUCUGUUUUCCAUUAGGCACCAUAUACUUCAUAGCUUCCCUCUAUUAAUAAGUUCAAGUUGUCACUCAUCGAUUAAACUUCCUUUUCCUCCCAUAAAUCGUCGCUUAAAUUAGGAUUAUUCAUGAUCAUACCUCGCUUAUCCAACACCUCGUGUUGGAAUUUUCAGCUUGUUUCUAAAUUGAUUUUUUUUUAUAUAUGUGAAAUUUUUCAAUUGAUAUUUUGUUCUAGUUGCAGUGAGUCACCCUUUAUACAUCAAAAAACUAAUUUAUUUUCUGGCGUUUAGUACUUUGUGUUUUACCUUUUCAGAUUUUUUUUUUUUUCUCCUUUUAUUUCAAUAAUUAUUGUUUUACGUGGCCUUCAGCCGAACUCAUCGCCCUUUUAUUGUUAUGCACGAAUCUUUUCAAAUCUGACGUCGUGGGCAAUGUCUUUUAAGCAAGUGUGAGAUGAGAUAGACAGAUAAGAAACGUAAUUACUUACCAUCAUUAAUAAUCCAUUUUUAUUUCUUGUCUGAUAAGGCUUCAACGCUUACUCCUUUUUUUUAUCUCCUUAAAAGCUUUUGUCAAUCUCGUCGGAGCCUCGGCCCGAUCGCAUCUCCUUGUUCUGGCUUUACAACUGCACUCCCGUAUGGAUUCUUGGAUUUUUGGACACUCGGACGUCAAAGGUGCUACUUUGAGUCAACCUUUGGUGAGGAUUUUUGUUUGAUCAUCAUGCUCUCUAUAACAUCCUGGAUGUGUGUGUUGGUUCGAGUACCUUCCACUCUUUCUCAGGUGUUUUCAGUUCCUGCUCAUCUGGAGGCCCCCACGCCGAACCCACUUGACAGGCCAAAGCUUAUUAUUUUGAAAACAGAUCAUUUGGUGUGGCCGUUCUGGGUGGAUAUGAAAGUGACCCCACUUUUCAAGAAAGAGGAGAACGGUGUUGUAACCGAUGAUAAGGGUGCGGUGCUGAAACCUUACCCCGAGGUGUCUGAAAUCCUGAAGAAAUUAACAGAGGAGAAUAUCAUGCUGGCCGUAGGUUUCCGAUCCGAUUUUAAAGAAAAGACGGAAACUUUGCUGAAGUAUUUCGACUUCAGGCGAUACUUCAAAUACGUCAUCGCCCGGGCUCGCUUCAAGCGAUUCUCCUUUGAGUCUCCUUUUAAAAUUCGAAUAUAUAUCUUGCAAUUCUUUGCAUGGAAAUUUUUCAAGUUUUUUUUUUUUUUUUUUUUUUUUUUUUUUUUUUUUUUUAUAUAA
Molecule: messenger RNA, 1758 nt
Organism: Bemisia tabaci
Lineage: Eukaryota; Metazoa; Arthropoda; Insecta; Hemiptera; Aleyrodidae
Source: RefSeq, a predicted model, not a curated record